This is a messenger RNA of Nerophis lumbriciformis (worm pipefish), 3843 nucleotides long. NCBI's taxonomy places the organism in Eukaryota, Metazoa, Chordata, Actinopteri, Syngnathiformes, Syngnathidae. The record is from RefSeq and is a predicted model, not a curated record.
AUGGCGGCUCUUUUGGAAUCGCUGCUGGAAAGAAAAGUGGACCUCUGCAAGGUCUUGGACUGGUUGAGGAACGUCCAGGAUAGCGACACCUUUGCAUUUAGUGACCCAGUGUUGACAAUCCAUAAGCAAGAAUUCAUUCCAUUUCUGCUGAACUUCCUACGAGAUCAGAGUAGUCAGGCUCUUACCCACGGCCCCACCACCCCUGCCAAGACACCCAACCGGCCCAGGCCUCCUGCUACGUCACAGGGCUUCUCCGAAAAGAGGACCUGCAGGUCUUUGGGUGGCAACUCGCACAGCGCAAGCCGGGUACAGCUGUUCUCUCCAACGCCGUCCCCGGGGACCGAGUCAGGUCCGAGUCACGUCAGCAGCCCGUCCUUGUCCACGUCAUGGAGCCCAGCGUCCAGGCCAUCAGGCUCGGAGCGGAGACCGAGUCAGAGGAUCAGUCUUGGGGACUUCGUGCUGUCUUCUCCGGAGCUCCAGAAAGGCCGCAGGAGGAGCGGGAAUGGCCCCGGCAGGCACGUGGGAGGAGCGCGAACGGCACAUCACACUGAUGACAACGUGAGGAGAACCAGCAAAACAGCUGGCAAUGAGCAGGUUUCUCCUCCAUCUGUGGGUCAACUAAAUUUUAACAACUUGGAAGAUUUCCCACCAGUCGGAUUGUCUCCUGUUACCCCCACGGAAAGCAAACCAUCCAGAAGAAUAAAUCCGACACCAGUAAGCGCCCAGCGGUCGCACUCCAAGCCUAAGACAUGCUUCACUUCCACACCAUUCAGCAAAUCGCCCAGCCCGCUGGCAACUGGGCCCGAGAGGCCCAAUGGGUGGGUGAUGGCGGUUAGCCCCCACAGCCUGAUGGAGGAGAGGGAGCUUCUCAAGAGAGAAAAGUGUAAAAGAGCCCAACAGACCUGCUCUCCUCCACCAGCCUCAGAGGAGCCGUGCACGCCAACGAAGUCUGGCACCCUAGUCGGAAGCAAGGUGACGCCUGAUCAGCAAACGCCAUGUCCUGAACCGUCCAAAGUCACCCUGGCCUCAGACCUGGACUUGCUGGCGGAAUUGUACUGCACUUGCAUUUCAGAAAAUCUGGUGCCAAACGUUUUUUUGGAGCUCUUCUUUGUGAUGCAGCUGCUCACGUCUCGAUCUCCUCACACUCCUGACGAGGAUGAUGAGGAACAUAGCAAAUGUGCGCUCAACUCUGAUAUGCUGGAGCGACGCUACCUGAGACAAGUGCACAACUGUGUGUAUUUUGCAGUCAAAGUGCUGGAGAAUCAAUAUCAGUUAUUGACUCAUCUGGAUAAAUGCACGUUGCGUCUCCUGGCCGAGAAUGAAAGAGUGGCUUCGUUCUCAUCGCACCUUAAAGAUCGUUUGAGUCAGGCCCAGGACAGAAGUACAGCCAAGCUGUCGCCCUCUGUUUCCGCAUUCGUUCACUCGGUGUCUUUCCAGCCUGCCACCGACAAUCGAUCUAACUUCAGCAGUGACAAGGCUUUCCACACCUUUAAAAAGCAAAGGGACGUUUUUUACGAGGUGCUGCGAGAAUGGGAGGACUAUCACAAGGAGCCCAGCUGGAUUUUCGAUGUUGCGCUCGGAAGUCGUAUAAGAGGAAUGAUGAAUCAGCUGACCGCUGCUGGAAACCACUCACACUUUGCUCGUCUCUUCUUGAAGCAGCUGGUUCAGAUGUGCAAAGGACAUCGUAUGAACAGCUCAAAUGGCGACAACCCUGACGCCGACCUGCUCGGCAUUCUGGGAGCCGACAGCCUGGGCCGGCUGAAGCGCCUGGAGGAGCGUCUCAUUCGGCCGCACGGCGUCGGCGGCCCGUGCCCGCCGCCAUCCUUUCCUGGCCACCAGGAGUUCUUCCGGGACUUUCUGCAGGCGGCCAGUUGCUGUCAGCUCAACCAGCAUUUACAGGACAGCUUGUGCCAGCAGAUCCUUCAACUAGAUGAAGUCGCCAUCCUGAGUCCACCCGCUCCCAUCGCCGAACAAGAGGAGGAGGGCGAAGAGGCAGUGGGCGACGGGGACAUGGAGCAGCAGGAUGAAAAACAGCGCUUUGCUUCGGUGAUUCUCCUUGCUCGUCUCCUGGCCAAGUUCUUGGGGUUCAUCUCCUUCCUGCCUUACCAGAUGUCCGAGAAGCCGCCUAAAGAAAUCCAAGAGGCGGCGGUCGCCCUGCGGAGCAAGAGUGUGCCAGUGUUGGAUGUGUGCGGCGUGCUGAAGAAGUGCAUGAGUCGCAGGCGCGCCAUCUUAACUGUGCCCUGGCUGGUGGAGUUUCUUUCCAUGCUAGACUUUACUGGGCCACUGCUGUUCUGCUACAGGGUGGUUCUCGGCACGCUGUGUCUCCUCUACAGGAAAAUGCUUCUGGGCAGAUGUGACGAGAUGCCUUACCUGAACAAGCUUUUAAUUGUGUCAGUACUAGGAUGGCUCUUCCAGAUCCCGGUGAUCCCUGAAGAGGUGUUCUUUACCAGUGACUUCACUGAGGUAGCUGAACUGGAGGAUAGCAACGCUAAUGCAUCAGGACUCGACUGCAUCCCUCUGGUGGACCAACAGCUCCUCUACACAUGCUGUCCAUUUCUCGGCGAGUUCCGCAAGCUGCUAGCCGCCUUUGUGUCAGGAAGCAGCAGCAAGAGCGGCGGCGUGGUCCGCAAGAUCACUCCGACGUCGGCAGAGCCACGAGACGCGACAGGCGGUGGAACGCGUUCGCAGCAGAAGCUGCAAGCGGACCUGGAGCAGGCUUUCUUUCACAACCAGCCACCGUCUCUGCGCCGCACGGUGGAGUUUGUGGCCGAGCGGAUUGGCUCCAAUGCUGUCAAGCACAUGAAGGCAACGUUAGUGAGCGAGUUGGUGGAAAAAGGGGAGAAGAUGCUCAGAGAAGGAUUGGAGUCACCUAAAGCCAAUGUGUCCAAACUGAAUGAGUCCAUCUGCGCUCAGCUGUGUGAGGCAGGAUUGGAUGCCAUGAGUAAAGCAACCAGAUUCUGCUGUGAAAAAAGUCCAGAAGCCAUACGCAUUUUGCUUCCCCAUGAGACUUCCCCUGCUGUUCUUGCCACAUCAGAAAACAUCACCAUCCACCUGGCCACGGAAAAAGCCUGCAGCUGGCUUUCAGCUAACAUAACGACACUCAUCCGGCGAGAAUGGAAGAGCAGGUACGAGCGCGUGACCAAGACCUUGACCGCCGACUCCACCGACGAGCCGGGCCCGCCACUUACGCCCAAGAGGAAGCAAGGGGGUGCCAGAUUGAUGUCCUGUCUGCCCUGCUGCACCCAUAGCGCCUCACUGCCCUCCGAUGUCCUCAUCGACAUCAAGGACUUGCUGAGUGUGGCCGCCGGACCCAGGACGGAUGACGAGCUGCCAAGCGGUUUUCAGUUACAAACGUUGUUCCGUAGAGCGGGCGACACACUGGUCUGCAAAAAGUUCUUGACAGCUGUGUCAGAGCAGAUGCUGCUCAAUGCUACUGUCCUGCUGGCAUGCAAGCUGGUGUCUGCAGAGCUGCCUUUAGCUCCUACGUCAGGUGGUGAGGAGUCUGAGCCUUCUGUCAUAGCACUUCUGGAGCAGCUGGGGGAACUUUGGGAGCGUGACAACAUUUGCUGUGCCCCCCUCCACCUUCUCUUCAGCCCGCUAACCAUCACUGCCGUGCUCAAGGCUGGAGACAAUGAACGGAAUAACUACAUGCAUCUGGUGAGGAGGCUGGUGGAUGGAGGCCUCUUGUCCGAAGAGGAACUCGUAUCUCACUGGACUAAACUGACAAAGCAGACUGUGCCGGAUGAGCUGAUGGAGAAGUUUGGACACAACAACAUUUCUUCACUUCACAGUCAAAUGGAGCUGCUGCAGCUUUCUAAACGGACUGUAGAGGGCGCCACAUGA